Messenger RNA from Bombus terrestris (buff-tailed bumblebee), 2000 nucleotides. Its product is annotated as glutamate receptor 1-like. The coding region runs from base 110 to 1942 and encodes 610 amino acids. Gene Ontology annotation, molecular function: glutamate-gated receptor activity. The transcript has 8 exons. The record is from RefSeq and is a predicted model, not a curated record. Gene Ontology annotation, cellular component: membrane. Lineage: Eukaryota; Metazoa; Arthropoda; Insecta; Hymenoptera; Apidae.
UCGUAGUCUUUUGAAUGUUCUCGACAACCUAUUGUCUUUCUGCGUGAUAUACGCGUGCACUAUUCGUGACGUUCUAGAAAGAAAGAAAGAGACAAUCAAUUUGAACGGAAUGAAAAUUGUAAUGUAUUUAAAUGUUAUUUCUAUCUUUUUUCAUUUAACGGGAACUGAAAUGUACAACAACGAAACGCUGUACAUUCCUUUAAUAAAAUGGAUUCGCAGCUACUAUUCGGCUUCUGCUGUCUUUUUGUUGCAUUCUUCUAACGAGAAUAAAAAUUUCGAUGAUUUGAAACUAACAUAUUUAUCACACACAUGGUCUCGUCUUCUUCAUCGUGAACAAAUUGCAACUUUAAGUAGCACAUUCAAGAACAUUCACGCGCUAGAUAGAAAUAAUAUCCUCCGACCGUUGGCCAUCGUUUUUAUAUCCGGAUCUGACGCAGUUUCUGAAUUUUCAAAAUACUCGAAGUCCUUUAGAAUAUCCCAUUUUGCAUGGUUUGUGAUAUUCGUGCCUACGGCGAUGAACGCGGAAAGCUAUUGCUACAAUCCGCCGGGAAAUCCAUUUAAUUUGUUAUACGACACUGAAAUGUUGGUGAUGUGUCCCGGUGACCCUGUUCUUCGUGAAUGGUAUUCCGUGGAUGGGAACAACACCGUCAUUUCAGAUUUAGUCAAGUGGUAUCCAAAGAAACAAUUGAAGUCUCUAACAGCAGUUGUUGACUUGUUGUCCAACUUGACUCUGCACGAGAGGAGGAAUGACUUGAAAGGAAAAGUUUUGCGAGCUGUCACUAUCAAGAACUCGAUAUUCGCGACAAAAGAUGACAAGUUCGAAGGAUACUUUAGUAGAGCGGUCAACGAGCUUGAAAAAUAUCUAAAUUUCACUCUCGAUAUCGUGACCGAGGAACUCGAGUUUGGUAGUUUCAAUGUGACGACUAAAUGCUGGAACGGGGCAUUUCGUUUAGUGGCUUCUGGAGAAGUAGAUAUCGGAUUGUCCGAUUUUUCGAUGACCAAUAUUAGGCUUGAUUACGUCGAUUAUACGGUUCCUAUUAUAACUACUAGAGACUGUUUGUAUUUUAAGCAACCAGAGAUGUCAGCGGUGAAAUGGCUUGCUUAUUAUAAGGCAUACAGUUUCGCGCUCUGGAUAUCUGUACUCAUGACAAUUAUAAUUGCUCAAUUUACUUUGGCUUUUAUAAGAUCUCGAAUAGAAUCCACUGAUCUAACCGUGGAAUUAUACCAUGAAUUUAUUCGAAUUUGGGGUAUAUUCUGCCAGCAAGGCAUUACAGAAGAAUUUCCACGGUAUACGUCGCUAAAGUUAGCAUACUUUACCGUACUUGUUACCGGUAUAGUGCUAUUCGCCGCUUAUUCCGCGUCUAUGAUAUCCUUUGUAACAGCUUACGUUCAUAAUCUACCCUUCCGCACGAUUGAGGAGUUUGUGAAUGAUGGUACAUACGAUGUAAUCCUCAAUAAAGAUUCCGCGGAUUACGAUAUUUUUGCCCUAUCGAAAGACCCCGUUUCGGUGCACAUGAUGGCCAAACUAAGGCCGAUACAUACUCUACCAAUCACCAUAGAAGAUGGAUUUCAAAAGAUCUGCGACGAUCCUACAUUAGUGUACUACAGCGGUUAUGGUAAAAAAAUGCAGGGAAUAGCGAAUUUUCAUAUUCCUUGCGAUAUCGUCUGCAUUGACUCUGGCCGAGUGGAUAGUUUGUCCCUGAUCCUUCCGAAAAAUAGUCAAUUCACCUCGAUCCUGAAUUACUAUGUGCAGAAACUUCUGAACACUGGUCUAUUGAACCGGUUUAAGAACGAAGUAUCCUUCACGAACAAGAACAAAUUUCAGCCGGUUGGAUUUUAUAGCGUGGCAUCUGUGUUAAUAAUCUUCUUCGGUGGUGUUUUACUAGCCCUUGUUAUAUUAAUCGCAGAGAUGUAUUGCAAUAGGUAUAAAAAUUCUCAAUAAUUCAAUCGCCCAAUUAACGAAAGGUAAAUUCGUCAAUAUAUGCGUAUCAAAGAUUCAA